Messenger RNA from Bicyclus anynana (squinting bush brown), 13516 nucleotides. RefSeq names its product probable Rho GTPase-activating protein CG5521. The transcript is spliced from 33 exons. The coding region runs from base 150 to 5747 and encodes 1865 amino acids. Gene Ontology annotation, biological process: positive regulation of GTPase activity; regulation of small GTPase mediated signal transduction. Gene Ontology annotation, molecular function: GTPase activator activity. Gene Ontology annotation, cellular component: nucleus; cytoplasm. The record is from RefSeq and is a predicted model, not a curated record. Lineage: Eukaryota; Metazoa; Arthropoda; Insecta; Lepidoptera; Nymphalidae.
UGUCAAGUUUUGCGAUGACUUUUGUGAAGAGAAAACUCGAUACACAAAUGCAGUGAAAACUUAACAAAAAAAAACAAUGUGAAAUUGCUGUUUCUCCCUUGCAAUAAUGAAAACAGUAACAAUAUAAAUAUUUUUGAAACACCGGCGAUAUGUUCACCAAAAAAUCUCAUCAGGAUGUUAAGAAAUCUACAGUUAAAAUACAGGAUUCUAAAAAGGACUCCAGCACCAGGUUAAAGCAUUUAAAGAUUGUUUUAGAACAUUUUGAUGCUGAUGAAGCCAAAAAUUACUUUGAAAACAACUUUAGUCAUGUGUAUUUUAUUUUAUAUGACAAUUUCAUACUAGCAGAGAACAACCUUCGACUAAGAGAACUUCCGUUUCACCUAGUUCACAAAGCGGGUAGAGAAGAACUAGAAGGGGCUUUAUCACUUCUAGAAAAAGUAUUGUGCCUUCUACCAGAGUUGAUCGGCAAAAGAUGGCAGUUGCAUUCGUUGACGCGGAUAUUUUCGAAACUUCUACACAGCGGCAAUUCACAAAGAUUAAGAGCAGAUUCGAUAAAGUACUUUCUUUUAUGGUAUCAAGCUCUCGGCGACAAUGCACCACCGGAGGUCAACAAAAUGUUUGCGUCUCUAGUGCCGGGGUUACCUGACACAUGCUUACCAGUCACCGGCUCACCUUUUAAAGCAAAACCGUUCGACGUAGUGACCAACAUAUCGAGUGAAACGGGCGACUUCAAGAUGGAGGAUAUCAUGCAACAUCCCAACUUCAAUGUAGACAACGCAAAAAAGGUUGUAGUCGAACAAACACCGACAGGGAUAAUGGGAAAGUUAGCCAACGUGUCUGCCUCAAUAUUCCAUGAUACUAAUGCAUUAAAUCCAGUCCAAAGUGUUGAUAUCCAGCCCCUGUUACCACCGAGUGCAAGUGAAAGACCAGUCGACAAUGAAACAAAGUAUUUUUUCGAAAUACUUUUAGACGGUAUGGCCACUACGGUGACCAAAGUGCAAUGGAAAGAUAGAUCGCACGCGAAAGCUAUGAGAAGCUUCGCGUUCCUGUUGGAGAAAUUUAAAAUGUACUACUUACCAAUAAUAUGCCCACAGUUCAAUCACAAAAAUUCUCUAUACAAGCCCAAUCUAGAAUUACCCGUUCAACACAACAUAUUAGAGGACGACUUUGUAUUGUGCCGCGUAACCCUAAUCAAGUGGGUGGCGAAUUACGUGCACUUUAUGAAGAAACCCAGCAGUGAAGCCGGUCAGCCAUCUUCGAUGACCAGCACCGGGUCUCAGUUCCCUCACUCCGGCACCCCUACACCGGCCCAGUCUCUGCAUCACGAGGAAGAGACUUCGUUCACAGUGGGUCAUCCUUCUGACUCCAGUCGGGCGUCGUCUCAUGACUCUGCGUCUAUCACGCCUCACCCUAGCUUAGAAUCAGCAGGCUCAGGCAUGUACGAGGAAGUGAGUUCGGAGCAAGUUGUUCGCGACGUGCUCUGUUGCUGGUCCCGCGAGCACGUCGAUUUCACCGUGGAAGUGUUGCGUCAAGCGUUCCUUUUGCCGUUCUCUCACGCGGCCGCCAUACGCCGCGUUAUCGCACUAUACAAGGACUGGAUACAAAUGAAUGUCGCGGAAAUACCUCCGUUUUUGAUGGAGAGCAUAUACGAGCAGCAGCUGGCGCAGGGCAGCGGCGAGCCGUUGGCGCCGCCGCGGCGACUGCGCAACGACUCGUACCUCGGUGCCAUCGGCCGGGACAACGUCAUGGUGCGGGCGGGGAUGCAGAACGUGUUACAAAUAUUCAUGACGCAAGCGGCGAACGUGUUCGUGGCGAGCGCGUCGCCCGUGGCGCCCCCCGGCGGGCUGGGCUCGCCGCAGCUGCUCGACGAACAGACGGACACGUGCAAACGAGUGCUCAACAUAUACAGAUACAUGGUUAUGCACGUCGCCAUGGACGCCGGAUCCUGGGAACAAUUACUUUUGGUACUACUGCAAAUAACGUCUUUGGUCCUGACAAAAGUGCCGCCUAAAAGGAAACAAGAUACACUAGGUGGUUUCCUGGCUCCGGCGUUAUUUCAAACGUUGAUAGUGACGUGGAUUAAGGCGAACUUGAAUGUGGCCGUCAAGCCAGAGUUAUGGCAGAACUUCAUGGAACUGCUGACUAGACUUACACAUUGGGAAGACUUGAUAAAGGAGUGGGCAAAAACAAUGGAGACUCUCACACGAGUAUUGGCCAGGCACGUGUACUCCCUGGAGCUGUCGGAGACCAACACGGCGCCCGAGGGCCGCGGCCGGGGGCGGCGCCCGGCGCCCGCGCCAGUGAACCCGCGCCCCAUGCCUCUGCGAAGGCCCACGCUUGCCACCAGCGAUACUAGAACGCCUGGCAAAUCUCCACGGAUAAGUCACGAAUCUCACCCGCGCAAAGAGGCGGCGCUCCGCAGACCGUUAGCGAGGUGUCGCAGCGACCCGCACCUGCCGAGACACGCACAGGCGCAGGUGCAACUCUGUACAGAUGAGAGCAAAGAACUAGUGAGCAGUAAAGCGAGGCGGUGGUAUUCCUUGGACUCGUUAAGGCAGUCGUCGCAACAAGAAGAGAGAGACUCCGGUAGUGAUUCGCGCUCCCCGUCACCGGCUCCAUCUAGCGGCGUUGAAAGUAGCUCAAUAAAGGAUUCGCCAUUACAAAUAGACUUGGCUUCAGAUGGUGGAAACGUUGAAUGGUCGGAGACGGACGCGGGCGGCGGAGUGAUGGGCAUGAUGGGCGCGGGCGUGGGCGCGGGCGCAGGCGUGGGCGUGGUGCUGGGCGGCGCGGCGCGCGGCUGGCUGCCCGACGUGGCGUGCGUGCUGUGGCGGCGCAUGCUAGCAGCGUUGGGCGACCCCAACGCGCUGCGCGACCCGCACGCUCACCACCACCUCUUCAACUACCUCGUGCAUCUCAACGCGACCCUGCUCAAGAUAAGCGCGAACCAAACGCUCAAUGGAAACACGGAAAUACACGUGCCCUUCAAUCUUGUGGCCGGCUGGUGUCUUGAAGCCGAGGCGCUGCCCUCAUCGCACAGAGCGGGCAAGUUGGUGGCGCUGCGGCUGCUAUGCGAGGCGACGGCGGCACAAGCGCAGGGCCCGGGCGCGCCGGCCGCAUGCAACGGGCGGCCGCACCUCGCGCACCUGCAGCUGUACCAGCGCGCGCUGCACCACGGGCUGACGGGCGAGGACCGGUCGGUGGUGGACGUGCUGGUGGAGCACGCGGCGCCGCGCUACCUGUCGCUGGCGCUGGACGGCCACUCGCUGCUGCUGCUCGACUUCGUGCACGCCUCCACCGUCGUGCUCAACUCCUCCGACUGCGGGCCUACGUGCCCCCGCACAGCGGCCGUGACGUUCCUGGGCUCGCUGCUGGCGCUGCCGGACGGGCUGAUGAGCGCCCCCAUGCUGCAGCCCUACCCGCACCAGUACAACACGGUGUCCUGUCCAGAUCUGAAGGAGCACGUGCUGAACAUCGUAGUGCGCGUGUGCCGGCGCGAGGGCGCGGCUGCGGCGCGCUGUGCGGGCGCGUGCGCGCUGGCGGCGCACUGCUGCCACCUGCUGGCGACGCGCGCGCAGUGCGAGCGCCUGCCCGCCUACGUCACGUGUCUGCUGCAGAUGCUCAUGAUGAAGAAUAAGAUGAUAGCCAAAGUAGUGAGCGACGCUGUAUUGGUGCUGGCUGACUACACAGACCGCAUUGUGGAAUUAUAUCCAGGCUUAGCUGAAAAAAUAAUAAAGUGGAUCUGCGCUUGCCUCGCCCAAAUAUCGAGUAGCAGCUCUCGCGACUCAGUGAAGCCGCUCGCCGGCUCGCUACUGCUGUGCCUCGCCGAGUUCGCGGUGCGCUGCGGGCCCGCGCGGCUCUUGGCCCACACGGACGGUGAACAGACGCUCUUGCUCGUCAUAUUCAGGGUGUUAUACGCAGUGAUGAAAGGAACAAAUGGAUCUGAUAUAGAAGGUCUCUCGUUGCCCGUCGACGAAGACUUCGACCCGAACAUUCAGCUCGACAAUUUGGCGCCCAAAUCGACACCGGCGUCAACCAUUGAUGUCAAGCUUUGGGCUCAAACGAUAUGCUCACAACUGGUACUAUACCUGGGCCACUGGCCGCUGUGGAGCGGGUGUCAGACGUCGUCGAGCGUGUGCGAGCAGCACGACACGGCGCUGGGCUCGGAGCUGGGCGCCGCCGUGCUGACCGCGCCGCAUGUGCAGCUCAUGCGCUUCAGCGACGCCACGUUGGCCAGCCUCGUGGAGCUGCCGGCGAUACACCAUACCACACCGGGGCUGAUGACGUCAGACCGCCAAGUGCGAGUGCUGCUACGUGACAUAUGCGGCAAGGCGUGCUGGGACGCAUCGGCGCUGUACUACGACCCCUCUGUCGCCUCCUCCGAACCUCUAGAACUACUCCCGUUGCCCAAAAUUGUCGCCAGUCCAAGGGACAACACGCUAUCAUCACUCCCACCGCCGCUACCUGCCGACUUGUUGCCCGACUACAAGAACUCGCCACCCGACAAACAUCAAUUGGAUCAUGUGUUAGCCUACAUAGGGCACACGUCGCCCGAGGUGACGUGCGGGCGGCGGCUCGACGAGGUGGGCGCUUCGCCCCUGGCCGCGGGGCUGGAGGAUGAGCUGGUGUGCGCGCUGGUGGCGCACCGGAACUCCGAGCGGCACUACCUCGCCAACCGUGACAGUGACGACGAGUCGGAAGGUUGGGAUAGCUGUCCUACCGGAGACCCGGGCCCGUUCGAGCAGAGCCGCCUGCUGGUGUCGCAGCUGGGCACGCUGGGCGCCGCGCGCCGCCCGCACGCGCAGCUGCUGCGCCGCUCCGACCGUCUGCUGCGCGAGCUGAGGAACCUCGACGCGCAGAGAUGCAGAGAAACGCACAAAGUGGCGGUGAUCUACGUGGGCAAGGGACAGGAGACUCGCAACGAAAUCCUCUCCAACCGCUGCGGCAGCCCCGCCUAUGAGGCGUUCCUUGCUGCGCUCGCUUGGGAGGUGGAGUUGGAGAGUCACGUGGGGUUCACGGGCGGGCUGCGGGGCGGCGGCGGCGGGGGGGUGAGCGCGCCGUACAUCGCCACGCUCACGCUGGAGGCGCUGUUCCACGUGGCCACGCGCAUGCCCGCCGACUCGCCGGACGCUAUACUCAACAAGACGCGGCACCUCGGCAACGACGAGGUGCACGUGGUGUGGAGCGAGCACUGGCGGCCGUACAAGCGCGACACGCUGCCCACGCAGUUCUGCGACGUGCUCAUCGCGCUGUACCCGCUGCCCGGCGGCCUGCUGCGCUGCACCGUCUCCAGGAAGCCGGACGUGGCAGUGUUCGGUCCGCUGUGGGAGGAGUGCGUGAUCCGCGUGAGCUGCUGCGCCGCCCUGGUGCGCGGCGCGGCGUUCGCGGGCGGGCGCGCGGUGCGGGCCACCAUGCCGCUGUACCAGCACGCGUGCAGCGAGCGCGCGCGAGACCUGGACGCGCUGGUGCACAGCCACACGCAGCCCGCGACGUUCGAGACGUUCGUGACGCGCGUGCGCGAGCCCGUGCCGCACCCGCACCCGCACCACGCGCUCGACCAGCUGGCCGCAGACCAAACCAGCGGUCGGCUCGCCAACGCGCUCAUAGACCACGGCGCGAGCUCGUGGGCGGGUUGCGGGGAGCCCCACUCCGUGUCGCCGCGGCCCACCAAGCGACUCGGCCCGUUCAAGCGCCCGCCGCAACCCGCCGCCACGCCGCAACCCGCACCUCCUGCCCGCCACAACCGGUGAGCUAGGCUCUCGCAACCCUCACCAGAGAUUACGCUAAUAUUUAAUAAAUCAGCCCCCUUCGAAGGAGACCACACUCUCGCGUCUUCAGUUGCGUCCUGUUAAUACAAUCAGCACUUCUAGACUGCCGCACCGGAGAGAUUACGCUAAUAUUUAAUAAAUCAGUCUUCAGUUGCGUUGAGUCCCGUCCAUACUGUUACGAACUAGGGUUCGAAGAUUUGGAAUGAUCCAUUUGAAUUUGAGACUUUAUUUCACUCAUUAAUGUACCAAUACACAAACGUAGGCAAUUCGUUGUCCAAAAUCGAUCGAAAAACUUUUUUCACUUGUAUCGCUGGUAUCACUUGAUGUCACUUCUCUUCGUUCCGAAGUUAAACUGCCCCAUGAAGGCCGUUCGGCGCGUACCCGUUAGAAUUAAUCUAGACCAUUCUGGAAACGCCUACACGCGUGUUGUUUGUUCCACGAAAUUCGACAAAAAACAAUAACAAAAGGUUGUACACAACUCGAUAUGGGUGUGUGAAUAUGAACCUUAUGUCUCUAGUAAUAGGGUUCUCCGUAAUUAAUCGGCGCUUCUAGAGUAUAUUAUGUCUACUUGGCAAACUUUCAAGAGUGAAAUGAACUGUCACCUGCACCAUCCAACAUGAAACAAGUUGUAGCUUGUAAUUGGUCAGCAGUCAGGACGCUGAUUCAAACGCAAGUGAGGAAUCAUUGACACGGCUUUCCUUUUUACCACCGUACUUUUGAUAGUAUUGCGUGUGGCUAUUGAAGUUAUUUAUAAGUAUCACAAAGAUAUACUAAGAGUUACAAUGAAAAAAUUGUGCUUCUUAAUCAUAUUUGUAUGUAAAGAUGAAAGAUAAAUAUGUAAUGAUCGUGAUAACGAAGAUCAAAAUUGAUUUCUGUUAAAAUUUUUCUUAUGACUAAGCCCUCAUUCGCACGAGAGCUUUUUUUAACGGACGUUAAAAAGCGUUUAAAUAUAGUAUGAAUUUAAAUAAAGGUCUAUUUUCAACGCCCAAAAUUGAAAAUGCAACACUGCUCGAAAAAAAAGCGUUGUGUUUUAAAAACGCUGUCGUGUGAACAUAUACUUGUUAAUAAACUCUCGUGCGAAUGAGGGCUUACAUCACGAUAAAUUCUUCUAGUAGUUUUAAAAACUAUAUCGGCUUUCUUAAUACAAUUAACGUCGGCCUUGUGUAUAUUACGCGAAAUGUAAAUGUUUUGUUAUCGUUUGAUCGAUUAUAAUGAAAUAAAUAAAAGGUUCAAUGCAUAUAGAUGUAAACUUUAGGAAUGUGCUGGACUAUAGUGCGUGCAAGAUAAAUUUGCGCGUAGCCAAAAUCGGAACUAAUCAAAAGUGCCGCCAUCUUGUCGUCCAUCACUAUCUAUCUCUUGGCGGGUAAAAGAGAUCACUAACGCUGGCAAACAUCUUGCGCGCACUCUAUUUUUAAAGCCAUUGUAAUUCAAGUUGCAAGAAUCGUGAUUAAUAAUAAUCCUUGAUAACUGAAUGUAUAACUAAAUUAUUUUUUCCAGCCAUUUCAACAUAUUGACACAUUGUAAUUGUGUGUAUUCUAUAAACAAAUGCAUGAAGUCAUUUCAGUCACUCUUCUGAUAUUUGAGACACUAAAGUGAAAGUCGAAAGUGUGUACAAAUCCAUUGUUAAACACUUUACUUUACUUUUCACUUUACUUACCUAUCAUUUUGAAUUGAAAGAGAGGUUAAUGUAUCAUAAUUUGGUUUUGUGAGUUUAUUUAUUUCAUUUAAUUGAAUGAAACUUGUAAUAUUUGUAUAAAUACAUGUAUAAAAAUCGUACUUUAAGAAACACUUAUAAAUGUGAUGUAACCACAUUAUGUAGUGAAACCACACUAAAAUUUUUGUAUAGUUUAUAUGCCGGACGCAACUAGUUGGUCUUAACUGCGGACAAGGAUAACAGGGAAUGAAACGUAACACAAACAAUAGCUUGGCAAGUUCUUUGAUGUCACUCCGAUGAUAUGCGGGAGAUGGGAGGGGAAGGACUGCACGGGUAUGAAGUCGCGCGAGGCACCGUUAAACCACUCCCGGUCCCCGCAGACCAUCGGGAGUGUUACGAACGAAUUUGUCAAGCUAUAAGUGAAAUGUCCAAUGCCCACGCUUCCACCUUAUAGCGCAUUCUGCGGUCGGUGGUCUAUAGAUUAUGCGCUUUUUUAUAGAAAGUUUUGGUGUGAUAAAUAGCUUGAUUACAUAAUAAAUUAUCGAUAAACGACUCAACUCUGUGAAAUUGUACAAAUAGUGUUAGAACCCAUCCAACAUUCCUAACAAUGAGAGGAUGUUAUAAACAGCAGUUUGAACGCAUUUGCUUUACGCGUUGUUUAAACAACUUAGCACAUCACAGAUAAGGACCCUGGAUGGGUAUAAAACUAAUCAGUUAUUUUGUAAAAAUUAAAAUGAGUUGAGCCGUUUGUGUAAUUUACCAUUAUGGAAACACUUAAGUUUAAUUUUAAAGUUAAUUGCUAAUAGACAAACUACAUUUUGAUUCUUCGUCUGCGCGCUACAUGGGUGCGAAGUAUUAUAAGAAGAAGGCGAUAGGCGUAUUCUUUAUUAAUUCAUUGUUAGGUGUAUGUGUUGCCCACACCUGUAUGAAUGUACGUAGAAUAUAGUGCUGCAAUAGGGAUGAUGACAGUUUUUUAAAUUGUAUAUAAAUUAGAAGUAUGCUAAUAGUAAGGCAAUUUUGUAGAAGUAACGCCCCAUACAAAAUGGCACGAAUGACGUCAUCUAUCAAAGUGAUCAUUAGAUAUGGGCUAUCAAACAAAAUAACGAAUAUCCUUGUAAUUUGUGCGUUUGUUUAUACUUCAUAUAAUGAAAAAUUAUACAUUGAAAAAUUAUACAAAAUUCAUACAUUCUUAGCUUCUGUAAGGCAGCUAAGAAUGUAUGUUCAACUAAAUACUAUAAAAGAUUUCUAAUUGAUUCAUUUAUUUUUUUACGUAUUAAUUAGUUACUUACCCGAAUGUCUCAUAUAAAUCGAUAUAUUGAAACCGAGUCAUCAUCCCUAUUUUUUGAUCGCUAACCUAAACCUAAAAUAUACUCAUAGGCACAAUUAUCCACCCCCUUUAAUAUGACGCGAGUAUAUGAAAGUGUCUCUGAGUAUAAAAUAAAUAUCGUCAUAAUUCCGCACUCCUGUAAUGUGCAGGCGAGGACUCACUUAUGUAGUUUUCCUUAAUUAUUUACACAGCAGGAUGGAAACACGGGGAUUUGAUAUUAUUAAUGUUAGAUUUUUAUAUUAAUGUUAGAGACUAUUUAUAUAGUCAGUGUAACCAUAGGUCGUCCACGAUGAGAUUGUUUACACAUAAUAAUAAAAUGAAUAUUACGGACUUAAUGAAAUUUUUUGUACUUAAUAAUUUAUUGUAUAAGACGUAAGGUAUUUAAAUAAUAUACAUAGAUUAAUUGCAUUUAAAAAAUAUAAUUAAUUAGUAAGUUUUUCUAACUAACGGCUUAUAUGUUUAUGAAUUAAUCGAUUUCAAUCGUCUACGAAGCCAAAUAACAGUCAAGGCGUAACUGAAUUGUCUCUCAUAAUAUGAGUUAUCAAUGUAAUUGAAGGCUUAAUAGUAUUAUAUUUUGUAUUUUAUUAACAUUGUUAAAAAUUAAAAAAAAAGACGAAUUAUGAGAGAAAAUAAAAGCUAGGUUACAAGCAAAUGUGGAUCGUAUAAAUCUGCUACAAAACAGGACAGAACUUUUGACAUUUACUGUGCAAUAUUCUAUCUUCUGUAUAUACUUUUUUUUUAAUUUAAAGCAGUUUAAUAGUGUGUAUCCUUCAUACUUAUUUACUUCAAAAGAAACAGUAUUUAAUUUGUAUUAUUUUAUAACCUAUUGGUCUUUUAUUUUCUAGAUAUCUUGAAAUUAAUUAGUGUUCUUUCUCGAUAUUUCUUUUUAUUUAAAUACUACUCUCUUGCAAAAUUUUGCGCUUUAAAACCAGACCUUAUACUCUUAGUUUUAAAACCAUAGUUCUUUUGUAUAUCCCACUAGAAACAACCUUAAAAGUAGGUAAAUUACAGUAUACAUUUUAACUUAAUAGAUUAUCAAAAAGAAGCAAACUUUUUGAUAUGUUAUAAAGAAAGGAAAUGAUACAGAGCUCAUAUUAUGAGCGAUAGUUCAUAGAAGUAGGUAAAAGUAAUUUGCCGAUAGCAAUGAUUUGUCUGUACAUAUGUAAUCUAGUUAUAGAGCUUUAACUGUUGUAGGCUACUUUUAUUUAUUUAUUUACAAUAGAACCAGUUUUAUAAGUUGCAACUAUCCUUAUAUUGAGAGAGUGAAUAUGAUAACAAUAUUAUUAUAUUAAUGAAAUACAAUUAUUUUAGCUUGAGUAACUUAUUAAAGUAUUUUAUUUUAGGGGCUAUUUUCUAAGCACAGAUUACCAAAAAAUACUUGUGGUAUCAGUGAUUUAUAUUUCUGUUUAGGCUUUAACUACAUUGUUUGUAUGAAGGUACAUAAUUAAUUUCCACAAAAUAGCGCAUGUUAUCUGUUAAAUAAUAAUGAUUUACUUGCAACAAUUCAAUAUUGUUUUCGAAUAAAAUAUAUGUUCAACUGAAUAGUUAUGAAAUAUAUGAAAAGUCCAUUUAAUAACUUUUAUAUUAUUUAAUUAUAGUUACAAUUGAUGUUUGCUAGUGGUAGUUGUAACUUAUAGAAGUGGUUAUAUUCUUAUUUUGUGCUAGUAAUUGUAAAUUAAGGCACUAAUAAUACAAUCGGCUUUUACUUGGUAUUUUCAGUCCAAUGUUAAGUACAUUUUUAACAUUGGACUGAAAUGUCCAAUGUAUUUUUAUGUAUAUCUGUUGUUAUAAGCCAAUUGGAUGCUGUGCGAUUUUUAUAUAUCAGCAAAUUACAUGACUGAGUCCUUGCUUGCCCAGUACAGAGGUGCAAGGAUAAUAUAAUGACAUGGGAACGAGUGAGGAUCUCCCAUAACGUGACGGGUAGCAGCGACAGUGAUUGAACCAUCAUUUUUUGUAGAGGAAACACCUCAAGCGGGUCCCAGGACUUGUGCCCUUAGGUGUAGGGUUAAGGGAUCCCUUUAGAAUGCAUUAAAACUCACCUCCCCUGACAUGUUCUUAAUGCUCACACUAAGCAAUUCAUAAUCAAUAAUUACAACAUAAAACAUUAUUGCUUUGUAAAACGACUAGCAGCGUGACGGUGUUUACGCUGGCUAACAAAAAUAUGAUCAAAUACCCUUUUAAUGAUACUAUCACUGUCGUAAAAACAUUAUACUUUCUUUCUUUCUUCAGAAAUACCUUCUUUUUAUAAUAAUAAAUGUAAAUACCACCCGUACUCGAGGAAGGCAGGCGGGAUCUUCAUUCAUUCAUUCAUUGGCAUUUGCGCAUCACUGACCCGAACUUUACGCUCCCCUUGGUCGACAUACAUCCACUCCACUGUACCGCGCAACAGAGGACUCAGUAAUGCGGUUUGCGUUUACUACUCAAAUAAUUAUUUAACGGUCUCGGCUAUAAAUCAAUAUUCCUCUACAUACUCAAGCUGUUUGUUUUACCUACUUUGCUUUUUAAUUUAUCUACAACAGUUCUCUUUUUUUUUUACUAAACGAGAAGUUAUACUACGAUCUCAUUUGAUAAGUGAGCAUUCAGUCUAAAAUGGCAACUUAGAAGACGUUACAGAAUUCAAUUCUUACCUCUUGAGUGGUUUUACAAGACAUCAUGCCGGAACUAAAUCGCGGUUAGCAUUAUGUAUUUGCCGGUAGGGUGGUAACUAGCCACGACUGAAACCUUCCAUCAAAACCAGACAUUAAUGAAAAGUGGACCAUUUGCUCGUUUUGUCAACUAUUACCAAGCUUGUAAUAUUUCAUAUUGGAAAUUUUUUUAGGUAUGAAUACAUUUGUCAUUUCUCAAAAACUACUGAUGCCAUUUGGAUGGAUGAAUGUAUUUCGGUAUGGUGAAUUUAUUGAUGGUUUCAAAAACCUUUGAAAAAACAUUUACUUUGCUCUGGAUUACAGUUAAAAGCAAAGUUACACAAAUUGGUCAAUAGUAUCUCAGGAAAUUCGAAUAUUUCUUAAAAUUCAUUUUUUAAGAACUUUUAUUUAGGGCCACAAUAUAGUGAUCUGUUAUUCUUUGUUUUAUAGCCAUUUGUCUGAAUGAAAAAAAUUGGUGCUAUGGAGAUUUGAUUAACAUUCCAAACUCUAAAUGAGAUUUUUUUCAAAAUUUUAUAAUAAAGUCGACAUAAAAUAAAUCAUACUAUAUUAUAAAUGAUACAUAGUCUUCAUCAUUUAUCAUUAUUAUCAGCCGAUGCACGUCCACUGCUGGACAUGGGCCUCUUGCAUGGACUUCCAAGCACAACAAUCUCAAACAGGCAGCAUCCAGCAGUUUCCUGCAAUCCGCUUUAUGUCCUCGGUCGACCUAGUGGGGGUGUUGACCAACACUGCGCUUUCCGGUGCGGGGUCGCCAUUCUAGCACCUUGGGACCUUAACGUUCAUCGGCUCUUCGAACCCUGCACUGCACUGCAGCUUCGCGAUUCACUGAACUAUGUCAGUUACUUUGGAUCGUCUGCGGAUCUCAUUUCUGAUUCGAUCACUCAGAGAUACUCCAAGCAUAGCUUUUAUGUAUAUUCACAUAGUCUUACUCUUAUAUACACAUUAAUUAUGUAUAUAGGUACACAUUAAUUGUGUACUGUACAACUGAAGUUUUUUGAUAACUCAUAAUAGGUAUUUCAGAGUAUGAUUUUUCUUUGUUGAGUAUCCAUAGUGAAAUUGAGAUUCAUAGUGAAAUUCUAGCCAUAAUGAUCUGCUUGCAUUUAAUUUAAAAUCAAAUGUUUUGAAUACACUGAUGCAUUCCACUAUAGUUUAUGUUGUUUGUAAUAUUACUGAAGUAUUUUACAAUUAUCUGGCAACUCAACACAUUCUACUUGUGUAUUGUGUAUACAAAGAUACUACUGCCGCUGCGUCACCCGUACGAAUCAGGCUGACACGCGGCCGCGUGUCUCGAUAUUUAAUGCAAGGAUGCACGUUGCACAUGUUUCGCUUCAUAGAUACAACACAAAAUAGUGGUAGAAAAUGCCUGAAUGCCUUUUGCACAGUAUGUAUGCAAAUGUGUGGAGGUGCCAAGAUAUAUCAAUUUACAUAAUUGUAAACAUUCUUGCACGUGACAUUGUCGCCUCCAAACAGCUGAGAAUAAUACAAUUUUAUGUUUUCGUUUAUCAAACCCUGUUUAAUGUUUGUGUGUCUGCCUGUGGCAUCGUACCUCCUAAAUGUUAAACCAAUUUUAUUUAUGAGUUAUUUAUAUCUAUAAAAACUUGUUUUUUAUAAGGAAAAAUCCUGGCUUGUUUUUCUAUAUUGUUGGCCCAAUUGAUUUGUAUUGAUCAAGGUUGCAUAUUAGCUUUAUUGUAUUUGGGUACCAUGGACCAUGUAGUUUUUUUUUGUCAAAGCCUAAUUCAGUAUGGGCCAAAAAGGCAUACAAAUAAAGUAUUCUUCUAUUCUGUCUUAUGAUAAUAUUGUUCCACCAUGGACUACAAUGCCACUUUGCUGUAUGGAUUUGUUUUAAUUUUCUAUUUUAACAGUAUUUAAUAGAUGCUAAGACUGACAAGAGUAUGUAUUAUAAUUAUUAAGUAUUAAAAAUGUUAUAUUUUUGUCAUUGGCGCGGUAUUAAAAAUAUGGUAUAUAAUAACUUAUUAAUUUACCUUAUUUGUUUUAUUCUAAAAUGUAACAUAAUAAUAUAAAGCUUGAUAAAUUGUCAUUGUUUAUGUUAACAAUAUAUCCCAGAUAGAUCAAUAUAUCCAAAUUUUUUAUAAAACAAUGCAACAAUAAAAUUUUAUGAGACUUAAAA